This is a messenger RNA of Ciona intestinalis (vase tunicate), 2086 nucleotides long. Lineage: Eukaryota; Metazoa; Chordata; Ascidiacea; Phlebobranchia; Cionidae. The record is from RefSeq and is a predicted model, not a curated record.
UAGUGUUUUAAUUUAUUUUAGAAAACACUAAACUUAAAACGGAAUAACAGACAAUUAGUUCGCAGGUGCUGUAUUUUAAUUCUUAAUAAACAGGACCUACUUAAAGUACAGCGAAAUGGAAGAGAUAUCAAAACUAAAUUGGUAUCAUGGGAACAUUACACGUCACAUUGCUGAAGCAUUACUGAUGGCGAAUGGUAUGGAAGGAAGUUAUCUAUUACGGGAGGGCUCAAAUGAAGGGACAUUCUCUAUCUCUGUCAGGGGAAGAGAAUCUGUGAAGCACUUCAAGAUAGUGAAGGAGGGAGGUGUAUUUAAGUUUGGCAUCACUGAAUUUGACAGUCUGGAAUCACUGGUAACGCAUUUUGCCAACCAACCUCUACUGGGUGGAAAUUCAGGUACACUAGUACUGCUGAAGCACCCAUACCCUAAAGUGGUUGAAGAACCCGAUAAUUACGAAGACAUUGUUCUACAGUCAACUGUAAGGAGUGGUGCAACUGAAAGAGAUUUGGAGUUCCAAACACAUGCUAAUUCUUUGGCAUCGAAAGAAGGUUUCCUCACCAAGCAAGGAUGGUUUGUUAAAAAUUGGAAAACUCGUUGGUUUGUUCUCGUAAAAAAUGAACUCAGUUAUUACUCUGACCGAGCGAAAGACAAACCAAUCAAGACCCUUAACUUAGAAGAUUGCCAGGGGUGUUGGAAAGAUGAUUCAACCGGCAAGAACUAUUGUUUCAGGCUUGAAUAUCCCGAUAGAACGUGGUAUUUCUAUGCUAAUACUGACGAGGAAAUGAAGGAAUGGAUGGACAUGAUAAAAUGGAAAAUUAAACAAAUCCGAAAGGGAUCAGUAAGAAGCUUCACCUGAUUAUGACAUCAUAAUGGUACGAUUGUCGUGCAAUAAAGAAGCUACUCCUUCAUAUACAAUUGUUGACGCAACAAUUUCACAAAAACUUAAAUCUCAAAAAACUUUUUGUGUAAACGACUCUGAAAUUAUUUUAUAAUGUUUAAUUAUGCCAUAACACGGUGCAUAUACAGAGCACUCAGCACUGCUUACAGUUUAUUAAAGAUUGUUUUAAGUAUUUAUGUACUUGCCUUUUAGCUUUUAAGUGUCUUAAAUACUUAAAUUAAAGACAUUGGCACUGUAUAUUUUAAAGGCACUAUUUUUGUUAAACAUUUGAAUGGUUUUAAAAAAUGGUUUCCAAACUGGAGCUGCUACCAUUAAAUCUCCAUACUUUACGUUGACAAAUGACAAAAACAAAGUUGGAAAAAUUCAAAUUUUACCAAAGAUCGAAUUGUCUCACCACAUGAAAAUACAUAAGUGAAUAUAAUUUGGAUUUUGACAUGUUUUCUGUUUCCUCAAAAGUGAAUUUUUUUCAAUGUUUUACUUAACACCAUAAUAAAGUAUAUCUUAAUAUGUUUGGGUCAAUGGGCAAACUCUGACCUAAAUCCCAGGUGGAUUUCCCACAUAUAGAAUGCAUUAAUAUUAUGUACGUGGUAGUUCUAAAUACACCAUAUUGAAAUGAGAAAUGCAAUUUAUGUAUUUUAUUUGUGUAAAAAAAUGGAUUUCUUUUGCUAUCUGUGUCGAAAAAUUUGCUGUUUUUGUGAAAUAUGUCAAUUAAUUAUUGUCGUUGUUUUCAGAAUAAGUCUUACUGUAACCGAAAUCACCUAUUUUUUAUAUUUUCACUUUUAAGGUGUUGCUCACUUUCAAUGGUCUGCCAUGAAACAUUUCUAUUUUUUCACAACACCAUCAAUUUAGGAACAGUGUCAAAUUAAAAGCACUUUUUGCUGUCUAUACUGCACUUCAGAUCGUAUUAUUCGAAUGUUUGGUGUAAUUAUUUUAUACAAGUUUGCCCAAAUAGGAUUUCUAAUCGUGUUUUUUUUUCGAGGAAACAGUUUAACAAUUUGCAUUUUUUCGUUUUUUUGUGAUUUGUAUUUCUGAGUUUUUUGAAAGUGAAAUUGUUUGGUUAAAGUGCCUUGUUUCUGCUCUUAAUUACUGUCGUCGUCGCCUUUUUAACUCUCACUAACCAGUUACUAAUCUCUGUUUAUACUGCAAUGAUUUGCGCGCUGCGUUUUUUUAAUGCAAAUGCGAUACAUGAGA